GCCGCGCGGGUAGGGCGUCCGAGGCGGCGGGGAGGCGCCGGCCGCCGGCAUGUCGCUGCCCCCGGAGAAAGCCUCCGAGCUGAAGCAGCUCAUCCACCAGCAGCUGAGCAAGAUGGAUGUCCAUGGCAGAAUAAGAGAAAUCCUUGCUGAGACUAUACGGGAAGAACUGACACCUGAUCAACAACAGUUAUCAACGGAAGAUUUGAUCAAAGCUCUUAGACGUCGAGGAAUCAUUGAUGAUGUGAUCAAAGAACUUAAUUUUGUUACUGACAGUGUUGAUCAAGAACUCCCUUCCUCUCCAAAGCAAUCUGUUUGUUUUGAUAGACAACCAACAUUAAAAAAAACUAAUAUUGAUCCAACACGGAGGUAUCUUUACCUUCAGGUUUUGGGUGGAAAAGCUUUUUUGGAACAUCUGCAAGAACCUGAACCUUUACCAGGACAAGUUUGUUCAACGUUUACUUUAUGUUUACAUUAUCGAAACCAGCGUUUUCGUUCUAAACCUGUUCCAUGUGCCUGUGAACCAGAUUUUCAUGAUGGCUUUUUACUUGAAGUACACAGAGAAAGCUUAGGUGAUGGAACUAGAAUGGCUGAUUCAACAACAAUGUUAUCAAUAAGUGAUCCAAUUCAUAUGGUGCUAAUCAAAAUAGACAUAUUUGGUGAGACUACUUUAGUAGCAUCCUAUUUUCUAGAAUGGCGAUCCGUUUUGGGCUCAGAAAAUGGCAUAACCAAUCUUACCGUGGAACUUAUGGGUGUAGGCACAGAAUCAAAAGUUUCUGUGGGAAUUUUAAAUAUAAAACUUGAAAUGUACCCACCACUCAAUCAAACAUUAUCUCAAGAAGUAGUGAAUACACAGCUUGCUUUGGAACGACAGAAAACUGCAGAGAAAGAGCGAUUGUUUCUUGUCUAUGCUAAGCAGUGGUGGAGGGAAUAUUUGCAAAUUCGACCUUCACACAACUCACGGCUGGUUAAGAUUUUUGCACAGGAUGAAAAUGGGAUAAAUAGACCAGUCUGUUCCUAUGUUAAACCUCUUCGAGCUGGGCGGCUUCUGGAUACUCCAAGGCAAGCAGCAAGAUUUGUCAACGUCCUUGGUUAUGAACGAGCCCCUGUUAUUGGAGGAGGAGGUAAACAGGAACAGUGGUGCACUCUGCUGGCCUUUCUCUGUAGAAACAAGGGUGACUGUGAAGAUCAUGCUAACCUUCUGUGCAGCCUUCUUCUUGGAUAUGGGUUAGAAGCCUUUGUCUGUGUUGGGACUAAGGCAAGAGGAGUACCUCACGCGUGGGUGAUGACCAGUGGAACUGAUGGGACCAUCACCUUUUGGGAGAGUUUAACAGGACACAGGUACAUCCACAAACCUAUCAAUCCUGAUGAACCUCCACUCGCUGAACAGCCCAAACCGUUGUACCCAUAUCGAACAAUUGGUUGUGUUUUCAAUCAUCAGAUGUUCCUGGGAAAUUGUCAACCUUCUGAUGCUGUAGAAACUUGUAUAUUUGAUUUGAAUGAUGAAUCCAAAUGGAAACCCAUGAGUGAAGAAGCAAUUAAAUCUGUGUGUGCUCCAGGAGCUACAACGUCCCUUCCUCCCUUUCCACCUCUAUGUGCAUCCACGAUUGAUGCAUCAGUAACAAGUAAUGAAAUAGAAAUGCAGCUGAGGCUCCUGGUGUCAGAACAUAGGAAGGAUCUUGGUCUCACUACUGUUUGGGAAGACCAGCUUUCCUAUCUUUUAUCACCAGCUUUGGCUUCUUAUGAAUUUGAGCGUACGACAAGUAUAUCUGCAGGCAAUGAGGAAUUUCAGGAUGCAAUAAGGAGGGCUGUGCCUGAUGGUCACACAUUUAAAGGGUUUCCAAUACAUUUUGUGUAUAGAAAUGCAAGGCGUGCAUUUGCCACGUGUCUUCGGUCUCCUUUCUGUGAAGAAAUAAUCUGUUGCCGUGGAGACCAGGUGCGACUGGCAGUUCGUGUCCGAGUGUUUACUUACCCUGAAUCUGCAUGUGCCGUUUGGAUCAUGUUUGCUUGUAAAUAUCGCUCAGUAUUAUAGGACUAACAUUUAUAUAAGAAUUAUACCUGUGUUUUAUUAGAGUUUUACNCAUUGAUUGUACAUUACUAGCUGUUUAGAGGUUCCUUAUUUUAAAAUCAAAAUCUGGCUUGGAUGUCAUAUUUCAAUUUUGUAUAUACCUGACUGUGAUAAUGUUUAAAAAAAUCAUGACAUGUGUAUUUAAAAAUUAAGGAAGAAAAACUUGUAUAAAUCUAAGUGGAAUUUAGUAUAAAUUAAGUGUAUGUUCUAUUUUAAUAAAUGCUACUUGGUUUAUAGGUAUUUGGUAGUUUAAAUAUGAA
Messenger RNA from Galeopterus variegatus (Sunda flying lemur), 2325 nucleotides. RefSeq names its product centrosomal protein 76kDa (gene CEP76). The transcript has 13 exons. The record is from RefSeq and is a predicted model, not a curated record. The coding region runs from base 50 to 2029 and encodes 659 amino acids. Lineage: Eukaryota; Metazoa; Chordata; Mammalia; Dermoptera; Cynocephalidae.